This is a messenger RNA of Rhodofomes roseus, 538 nucleotides long. RefSeq lists its product as uncharacterized. The record is from RefSeq and is a predicted model, not a curated record. The coding region runs from base 123 to 503 and encodes 126 amino acids. NCBI's taxonomy places the organism in Eukaryota, Fungi, Basidiomycota, Agaricomycetes, Polyporales, Fomitopsidaceae. The transcript has 4 exons.
GUUGACCGGAGACGCUGUCGAAGAAUGAGAACCCUCUGUGUUCUUUCGUUCGUCGAUGGUGGUGUGGACGAGAGCCAAAACACCACCUCAAUGUGGCCAUAUAUAUACCGUAUACGUCGGAGAUGUUGCCGGUCUCAGCACUCAACAUGUCCAUGUCCAUCUUCCCGACCGAGCUGUACGAAUGUAUCAUCGACUACGUUGGGCAAGCCGAGGACGCAGUUACACUGCGUGUGUGCGCUCUCGUAUCGCAAUCGUGGUACCCUCGCGCCAGACUGCACCUUGUCCGGUCGGUGGUCUUAUGCACUCGCAAGGAGGUCCUCGGCUUCGCGCAGAUGGUCCGCCACGGCCGUGGGCCGAUGGGUUUGGUGGAUGUUGGGAACAUGGUUCACAAGGUGAUACUACGUGGAGUGGAGAUCAAGGCGGGAGAUGAGACAAAGGCGAUUGGUGCGGACACUACGGAGAGCGCUUCGCAGACGUCGAGGAGAUCCAUGUCGUUAGUAUGAGCAUUGGCAAAUCAUGAGGAUAUAUUCACAUCACA